AUGCCUAUCAAGGUCAAAUCCAAGAAGCUGCCUGCCCCCCGCGAGGGCAGUCCCAUCUCCAUCAGCCACCACGAUUAUGAACGCGACCUUCCCGACAUUGCGACUGACGAUUGCUUCCGCGACGUCGUCAAGAAGCUUUCACUGUACUUUGUUGAAGCCAUUGAGCUGCCAAGCACCUUUGAACAGCUGAGGACCACAGCUGCGGGGACUUCUCUGCGUAUCUUGGUGGACCAUCUCGCUGCGACGUGCACCAACCCUGGAAUUGUCAAUGCUCUACUAGCUCUUAAAUGGCAUUAUGCAUCUUCAUCAGAUCACCGCACUCUAGGGGAGUCGCGGGCAGAUGCCUGUGAAAUUGUCGCAUGGCGCUUUUUAACUCGACUCUCUGAGCGUGAAGCAGUUAAUUUCUGUCUUUACGAGAUACCUGACUCUGACGAAGAUGACGAAACCGAGCCUGCAGGUAAUGGCCAUACUGGAGACGUGGAAGCUGGCGAAACUGCACCUCUGCUCUCCCAUUUUCGCAAUGUCGACAAUCGCCGUCGCGGACCAGGCCCUGCUGGAAGCAGCAUGAAGCGCAAUCAGUUGCUGAGUUCUCUCUCUCGCUUGACUAUGACAUCUGAUGAUGAGGAUGACGAGGACGAAGGCGACCCAACUUCUUCAUUCAGGAAUCUCAAUGCCCUGGAGAUCGCAGCUAUCGCCGAUGCCAAACGCUUCCUGAGCCAGCAUAUCGUUCAGAAGAUUAUUACCGCUAUUUGGAGUGGCGAUAUUGUCUUUUGGGAUAGUCUUUCAGUGCAUUCCGUCAAAAAGGUCAGGUUCUAUAACCCUAGAACUGCGGACCCCUUUUCUCGCUUGCGCGUUCCCAAGUAUCUCAAGAUCUGGGAGGUAUUCUUCUUCUGCAUUUUUCUUGCUUUGUACUACGCCGUACUCAUUGUACGAGAUGAGACACGCAUCACGAUCCCUGAGGUGGUCCUUUUCUCAUGGAUAGCGGCCUUCUUCUAUGACGAACUCAGCGAGUGGCUUGAUGCGGGCUCUAUCUUCUACGCUACAGAUAUCUGGAACUUGUUCGACAUGAUCAUGAUCACCAUCGGGUUUGCCUUUGGUAUCUUGCGUGUUAUUGGUAUUGUCCAAGACAAACCCGAGCUGAGUGAACUUGCAUUCGAUAUUUUGGCACUCGAGGCACUGUUUAUGAUUCCCCGCAUCUUCUCCAUCCUCAGCCUGAGCCCUGCUUGGGGUACACUGAUUCCAUGUCUGAAGGAGAUGGGUAAGGACUUCUUCAAGUACAUGGUGCUCGUUGUUGUCGUGUAUUGUGGAUUCCUGACGACCUUUUCACUCGUGGGCCGUGAUGUCUUUGCAUUCAAAUCAAUGGCAUGGAUCUUGACAAAGAUCUUUUAUGGCUCAGCCCCCAUCGGAUUCGAGGUGAUGAAUCAGAUCGAUCCAUUCUUUGGACCUCCCCUGAUGAUCAUCUUCAUUACACUAUCCAGCUUCCUGUUGAUGGGCUCCUUGACAGGUAUGCUGUCCAACAGCUUCUCGCGGGUUAUCACCCACGCUAAGGAGGAGUAUCUGUACGUGUACAGCGUCUAUGUCUUGGAAGCGUCGACUAGCAAUCGGCUCACCCAUUUCUUUCCUCCAUUCAACCUGUUGGCUUUGGUGCUUAUUAGGCCAUGGCGCCUCUUCUUUACAGCCGAUGAGAAGUUCCGUGCUGGACGAAUUAUGCUCCUCAAGGCGACUCAUUGGCCGAUUGUUAGCAUCAUCAGACUAUAUGAGCGAUAUCGCAGGCCAAACGCCGUUGGAGACGAAUUUGCUGGAUUCAAAGGUCCUUCGAAAUCUUCUCUGCGCAACGGUAGGCAGGCGAUUACCCAGAAGCGAUCUACCUCUACUGUCGGCCGCCAAGCACUUUCGUCUCCAAGAGGAAGAGCGACCGGUCAAAUCAUUGAGCUGCGUGAGGAUGAUAUAGACGCCCCUACAGCUGUGGAGGUUCAGCUCAACGAGCUGAAUCGCAAGAUCGAUCAGCUUACUGCAACUAUUCUAGCGAUCCAAGAAAAGCAGGGAGGAGAGAACGGCAGUGCAAGCUCUAGUACGAGUGCCACUGCCGCCUAA
Molecule: messenger RNA, 2094 nt
Organism: Fusarium sp. VM40
Lineage: Eukaryota; Fungi; Ascomycota; Sordariomycetes; Hypocreales; Nectriaceae
Source: the annotation of a GenBank genome assembly